Molecule: messenger RNA, 19927 nt
Organism: Lymnaea stagnalis (great pond snail)
Lineage: Eukaryota; Metazoa; Mollusca; Gastropoda; Lymnaeidae
Source: the annotation of a GenBank genome assembly
GAUUCCGCCCAGCAUCGCAGGUUUAUUAAUAUUGUCCAAGAAAAUGUGCACUACAGCUGAUACAAUUCUAUUAUAAUUGUGAGCCAAUAAUUAUGCUUUUGUUAAUGUUGAGUACAAUGUUAAUAGCCGGACUUUGAAAGAUAUUGAUUGACCUUAGGAUGUAAAGGCUAGAAUUUUAAGUUAACCGUUAAAACAUGUUCAUGUAUUUUGUUGUUGCAUUGCAACAACAAAAAUGCAUGAAACAAAAUGGCGCCGAUGAAUGUUUUUUUUUUUUUUAAAUACUAUUCCCCUACGCCUUUAUUUUCAUUUUUUCUUGAAAUUUUUAGCCUAGGCUACUCUUUAGAAGUGUUGAACAACUCUAAAAAUUUUUGAAAAGCUAGUAUUAUUUAUUAUAACAUUUUAUUUUGGUUUGAGUUUGACCAAUUUUCACAUGGGUCAGUCACAGUAGAUACUGUAAUCUACCACUUGACACUUGAGUAGAUACUUUGGUCAAAAAUUUAAACAUUUUGUAAAAAUAAACCAAUGGCACAGUUCAAUAGAGCUAAUUUUUUACAGAAUUAUAACACCAAAAUCAUAUUUUUAGCUGUUGUAGUUUUAAAGUUAGGAAUUUUUGAAGUACGACUUGGUUUGUCCUAUGGACUGCAUCUCCACAUUCUGUGACCUCAUUCCGCUGAUCGCGUCAUGCGCAAUGACUAUAUACUUUAUAUAAGGCAACGCAUUGCCUUAUCACUAAAAUACUGUUUAGGCUCGACUUAGUUUAAACUUUCAACUUUGGCACAUGAAUCAUUAAUUAAAGCAAACUCUUAUGAAUGAAACUCUGAGGUAGUACUACGAUACAGCCAUUUUGCAAGUGUCAUGCAGUUCGCUCAACCUAAUUUCACCAUGGGGUGGGCAACGCCCCCUUUUUAAUGGCAGAAGUUGCCAAUACUUAGGAAAUAUUCAUUUAUUACCACUAUUUACAUCUAAAUAUUUGGUAACUUGUGUUUCAGAAUGCAUUUUGAAGACAUUUAAACUUGAAUGUUUUAAUUUGAGCUUUAAAAACCCGAUGGAGUCCAUAUUAUAAACUAUCAGAAUUUUUUGUGUGCAACACAUUGUCAUUGGCAACCAUUCACAGCCACUUGCAUAAUGGCUGUAUUGUAGUACUACCUCAAAGUUUCAUUCAUAAAUAAGAGUUUGCUGUGUGCAAAAACUAUUAAACCAUUGGUCAGGGAAAGCUUUAAUUAAUUAUUCAUGUGCCAAAGUUGAAAGUUUAAACUAAGUCGACCUUAAACAGUGUUUUAGUAAUAGGGGAUGCAUUGCCUUAUAUUAACUAUAUAGUCAUUGCCCAUGACACGAUCAGCGGAAUGAGGUCACAAAAUGUGAAGGUUUCGUCCGUAGUAAAAAAAUACCAAACGAACUCACACUUUAAAUAUUCGUAGCUCAAAAAGUACUUAAGCUAAAAAAAUGAUUUUGAUUAAUUCUGGUUUCAUUUUUUUGCUUGAAAUUUGCUCUAAAUCACUGUAUGAUCAAAAAAAUUAUUUUGAAUUUCUUACUGAAGUACCUACCUGAGUAUCAUGCAUGUGUAGUAGGUACUUGAGUUUACUUAGGUACUUUCCUCCACAUUUCGUGACCCUCAUUUUGCUUUUUUUUAACACCAAUUACUUAUUUAUAAAAUGAGGAAAAAGUAUAAUAUUUACAGGGAACAUAGUUUAAUAAGAGUACUUCUAAAUAAAGCCACAAAAUAUCAGAUAGUUUUUGUUAAUAUUCUGCAAAAAUUUUUUUUUUAAAUCUUGAUUUUUUCCUUUUAAAAAAAUUUAUCAAAUAUGCUGACUCGUCACUUAUUUGAAAUUAAUUAAUUUUUUAAAAUAUUUUUUUUAAAUUUCCCAAAAAUCAUAAUAUUAAUAUUCUUUAGAUAUAAAUUUCACUAAUUUUUUGUGGACCAAGAAUUUUUGUGCAUGACACGAUCAGCGGCAUGGAGUCACAAAAUGUGGAGGUGUAUUCCCUAGUCAUAGUAAAUAAUACCUCAUGAACUCGCACUUUAAAAAUUUGUAGCUCAAUAAGUAUUAACGCUAGAAAGUUGAGUCUUGUUUCAUUUUUUUAAUUUAAAAUUGGCUCUUUCAAACCAUAAUAUUUCAACUUUUUGUUUUUCUUUGAAUUUUUUAUUUUUUACCAAAGUGCUUAUUAAAUUAGAUCUAAUAAUAAUGUGAGUGUUAGACUCAACUCAGUCAACUGACUGGAAGUAUUAUCCUUCGACUGAGCCUACUGAGAGCACACUACUAUUUUCUAGGCAGUAAGCCUAGUAUUAUCAUGACCAUUAGGGGUGUGCCGGAAUCCGAUCCGGUUCCGCCGGAUUUUGCACUAUCCGGUGAAAUCCGGUUCCGCCGGAUUUACAUGUAUCCGGAACAACCGGAAUAUACCGGAUUUCGGAAUUUGCCAGAUUUUGUGACUCACCGGAUCAUAAUCUGAAAUAAAAGUAAUUCUCUUUCCCGAAUUCCACACGAUCACGAUACAUUAAUCGAUUGUUUCGAGCGUUGAGCUUGUUUAAUGUUUAAUAUUCCGUACAUACCAGAGGCUAGAGUCAGCACCGCUAAUAGUGGCCAAUAGUGUAGGGACUUUGAUAAGAAAAUUUAAACUUUUUGUAAAAAUAAACCAAUGGCAUAGUUGAAAAGAUGUAAUUUUUUAAAGAAUUAUAACACCAAAAUCAUAUUUUUAGCUGUUGUAGUUUUAAAGUUAUGAAUUUUUAAAGUACGAUUUGGUUUGUCAUUUUUUAACAUGGACUGCAUCUCCACAUUCUGUGAUCUCAUUCCGCCAAUUCCGUCAUGCGCAAUGACUAUAUAGUUUAUAUAAGGCAACACAUUCCCUGCCUUAUCACUAAAAUACUGUUUAGACUUAGUUUAAACUUUCAACUUUGGCACAUGAAUUAAUUAAUUAAAGCUUUUCCUGACCAAUGGUUUAAUAGUUUUUGCACACGGCAAACUCUUAUGAAUGAAACUCUGAGGUAGUACUACGAUACAGUUAUGCUAGUGGCUGUGAAUGGUUGUCAAUGACAACGUGUUGCACACGGUAAAUUCUGAUCAUUUAUAAUAUGGAUUCUACCGGGUUGUUAAAGCUCAAAUUAAAACAUUCCAGUUUAAAUGUCUUUAAAAUGCAUUUUGAAACGCAAGUUAUCAUUUAUUUUGAUGUAAAUAGCGAUAAUAAAUUAAUAUUUCCUAAGUAUCGUCAACUUCCGCCAUUAAAAAGGGGGGCGUGGCCAACCCCAUGGCGAAAUUAGGUUGAGCGAGCUGCAUGACCUGCUGCGAACGCGUAGAAACAUGGCGUCUCUCGUAAGACACUUAUCCAAAUGGAACGGAACUCAAAUAUAUAUCGAAAGUACUAAUUUAAUAAUAAAUAGAAACACACAUCGGAAAAUUAAAAACUCGGAUUUUUUGGCGCCGAUUGCGAAUUCCCAUACACAAAAAGUAGUAGUCCACCUUGACUUACCGAAGUAUUUACCAAUAGUACCAAAAUCCGGGAGAAAACGGAAUCCGGAUUAAUCCGGAUCCGGCGGAUUUCGCAUAAGAAAAUCCGGAUCCGGUUGGAAAAAAUGGAUCCGGCACACCCCUAAUGACCAUGUCUUUGUACUUUGCCAAAAGUGUUUAGGCCCAUAUUCUACAUGUAACAUCUUAAUAUUUAAUAUUCUUAAUCUUGAACCAAGGCAGCAAAUGCUGUCUCCAUUCUUUAAUUUCAUCACUUAAGACAUAUAUACUACAAAUGGCAAUAGGCUAUAUCUUCUGUACUAAUUGAUUAUUCUAUUGUAUCAGGGUCGCUGGUCACUUGGCUUCUAUAAAAUAGGGUUGCAAUUCAAAUAUGGUUAGGAGUUAGUGAACUAUAUUAUUAGGCCUGUUCAAGGCUAGCAAGUUUAGAUGACUAAACAAUGUGAACAGAUUGAUGUAGAAUGUAAAGCAAUUUAUGUAGAAAAUGAUAUUGAGUCUCUUAAAGUUAAUGCUAUAAUUGAAACACAUUUUAAAAUUGAAUAAUAGUAUGGGUACAUCAACAGUACAUCUGGUAGGCCUGAGAAAAAUUAGAUCUAAACAGGGUUUGUUUCUGUUUAACUUGCUUUAUCCUAACACUAACCUAGAAGCUGGGCAUCAGAUUUAUAAUUGGCAGAAAAAGAACUAAACAGAGAUAGCAAUGCAUUAGGCUGAUGGGGAUUUAAAAGGAUACCCAAUUUCUGGAUAAAAAAAAAUUCAGCAAAUAAUUUUUUUUCUUUUCACACAAAACAGAGAGUUGGGGGGUGGCGCUGGUGAAAAUAAUAUAUUUUGUUUGAAAUCAUAUUGUUAAAUUAAGGGUGCAAAUAACAUAAAAACAUGAAAAAUUUGUUAGGGUAGGUAGGGCUAGUUUAGCCAUAUUUUUUUUUUUUGUAAAUCAGAAGCCAUACUUGUUAAUUAAAGUGUACCCACUGCUCUGUAAGACUUUCCAUGCAUGUAAUUAUAUCUAUUAAAAAAAAUUCAAUUAUCAGAUUUUUUUUAUCAUCCACCAUACUUCUUUUUUCUUCUCUCUCCAUAAAAGGUCAUGGAUAAAAAAUUUUUUUAAACUUGUAAAAUAUUUAUUAAAAUUUAUCAACAGGUGAAAAUAUUUGCCAGUUUACGAGACUUCAUUAGAAAGAAAUAGAGACUACACCUUAAAAUAAAACGAGAAAAAAAACAACAGCUAAAUGUUGCUGCUUCUAUCUUUUAAGACUUUUAAGGAUCAUGUCUCAUCUAAAACGAUCUCAUUUAUCAGCUUAUCAGGUUUAUUUAUCGUCUGAUCAUUCCAAAUCAAACCGCCAUAAACAACAUUACAUUUCUAAUAGUGACUUAUCUGACAGAUUCAGUGCAACUGAAAGUUCUAGUAGAAAUAUAAGGAAAUCUAAAAACUCUGGUUCAAGAAGUUUAAAAAAGAAUAGAAGCCUGUAUGAUUCUGAUGAAGAGGUUUUAAAAGUUUACUCCUCUAAAUCUCUUGAAAAAGGUACAGGAUCAUUAUCCAAUUCAAAGAAAAUGUAUUCAGCAAAACAUCAAAGUCUUGAUAAAAUGUCAGAUGCUCUAUCUCGUAGAAAUGAUAGAAAAGAACGAAGUUUGGAAGGGGAAGUCAAGUCCACCCAGUCACUCAUGGAUAUUGAUUUUAGUCAUGGGCGUGAUAUUUCCUCUGGCAAUGUAUCAAAAUGGAAGGAUGUAUCAUCACAUCAUGAACACUCUUCUGAAGAAGAUCAUUCAGAGAGGAGGAGUGAUUGGAAGAGUAAUCACAAGCUCAGCAAGUAUUCUGAUUCGGAGGAGGAGGAGGAAGAUUUCUGGAACAAAGAAAAGGCUGAAAGAAACAGGCGUGCUUGGAAGGAAUCUACCACUAUGACCCAUUCUUCUAGUUCGUCUAGACAUGCACCUCUCAUAGUGGAAAUGCCAGAAAGGUUGGACAGUAAUGGAAGCCGGAAACCAAAACCAUUAUUGGAAACCUAUGUUUCACUCCCAACAAAGAAACCUGUAAGCCUACUAGAUUUACCAAGCAGAGGUGGAGAUGGAUUUAAGCGCAAAAUUAGCCCUAGGCCAAGACAGACACAUCAAAAAAACAGAUCAGAGAGUAACUUGUCCAGUUCACGAAAUGCCACUUCCAAUGAAGAAAGACCACCUGGAAAAAAGCAAAAGCUUGAUAAAUCUAUAAAUGAUGCAAGAGAUAAUUCUAAUAAAGAGUCAAAUAAGUAAGUUUUUUUGUUGUUGUUAUAAGCUAACUGUCUAGAAACCCACAAAUUGUUGUUAUUUUGUUGGGGGAAAAGUCAUUUGAGCUUUACACAUUAUUCAGUUCAUGUUCAUAAUUAAAUGAUUUGCCAAAGCAGAGUUCAAAUCUUCAGCUCAUGAAGAGUUUUAACAAAACUUUUGUGCCUACUAAGUGCGAAAGAAAAUGCUUGGUGUUUAAAUUUUUCUCAGUUGUCAUCUGCAUUCCUUAACUCCUAAAAUAUAGUCAGUAUACAUUCAAGGGUUAAUGUCUUUCUAAGUAAGUUAAAUCAAAUUUUUUCAUGAGCUUCUUCUCAAUUGCUUAUAGUAUUAUUUUAUCAUUUGAUUGAUAAUGUACUGCACUUUUCAGAAUAACUAUUUGCAAGAUAAAAGGACACACUUUCCUACUUAUACCCGCAUCAUCUUCUCAAGCAUAUAUUCAUGGUCGGGCCAAGAUCACCGUUUUGCUUGGGAACGUCAACAUUCUAGCCUAUAAAUUGCAUAUAGGGACCACCUACGAUGUGUAUUCCCCUGCAUCUUGCAGUUUACUUGCCAUGAAUAUUAAUGAAACCCCUAUCGUCCAAUCAGCAGAGGUAAAAAAAGUGCUUUCAAAAUAUGGCGUACCAGAAAAUGAUAAAGAUGUAAGUAGUAUAGUUUUUUUAAACAACACUAACUGUAAGGUACAAAGUAAUUUAUGGCAAGCCUAACAUAAUGUAAUGAGCGAAACGCAGUAAAGGAAAAACUGAAAAAGGAUGCAACAAAACAACGAAAGUGUUGGCAAGAAGCACAGUAAAAACAAAAUAAUUAAAUUAAAAAAAAAAAAUUUUAGCUGCAAUGUAGUACCUGAGAGGACAGCAAGAGCAAUGUGCAGUCCACUUUUUGAAAACUUAUCCCUGGGAAUAGAUUAAAUAGAGAGAUUUUCAAAAUACUUGAAUAUUUAAAUUAAUUUAACAAGUUAAUGCAUCUAGUGAACAGCAUCUUAAUGUGCUUAACCCAAUAUUUUGUUAAAUUUAACUGUUAGAGGUUUGUUAGGUAUUUAUCUUAUUUUAUAUUUAUAUCAUAAAGAUAAGGAAAAUGAUUGACUAGCCACUUAACUUAAAUGUGUAAACCUUCAUUAAGUUUUUUAACCACAAUAUCAUGUACAUUUAUUUUACCAACAGUGGUGUCGCUUGAAUUUUAAAAAAAACAACAAUGUAAUCUAUUAAAAACUAAUAACAUACUCCUAUCAUUGGUUUCAGUUUUCAAACAUUGGGACCAAAACAAUUUCUGUUAUCAAGGUGGACAAAUUAGCAUCAGUGGUGUGUGACUACAUCACAAAUUUUAUUCCAUACACUCAGCUGUUUAGAGCAGCACCAUCUAGGGAUAUUGAGUCCUCCAGCUUGAGAGGUGUCACCCUUGCCAAAGUGGGUUUGAAGGUGGCACCACUCAAAGAAAUGGUCUCAUCAUGCAUGCAUAUGUCCCCUGAAUAUGAAGAUGUUCUAGCCCAGUGGUCCACAAAACUUUCUGAUUGGAACGGAGGUAAUUACUAUUUUAAUAAAGCAUGUGCUUAAAGUUUGCUUCACAUCUUUCAGCAACUCUUUGAGCAGAUUUCUGAUGUAUUCAUAGCAACUUAAUGAGGUUUUUUUUAAAAAUCAAUUUAAAUUAUUAGCUUUUCUUCAUGCCUAACAUAAUUUUAAAAAAUCUAAGUUCCUCGGGUAAGUUUUUGUAUUUAAAAUUUUGCCAAGUGUUUUACAUAGGCUAAAGUAAAUUCAUUGUACGUUUCAUACUUCUCAGGUCGAGCACCAAUAGUUGUUUGCUGUGGUGCCAAAAACACAGGCAAAUCUACAUUUAACAGAAUGCUCAUAAAUACAUCGCUUAAAAGGUACAGUGACUGAUUAACCUUUGAAGCUUCUGUAUGUUAGGUUGCACCAAAAAGCUUAUUGGGAUAUUGAAUGGCCUUGCUACAUACCUAUUUAUUAUUUAUUAUUUCAAUGGUUGCUUUACUUUAACAAUUCUUAUGUUAUUAAUUGUUGGUACUUUACUUUAUUUCAUUUAUAAUCACAAUUCUUGAACUAUUAUUAACAUCAUGGUCAAUUAUGUGGCUUUAAACUUUUUACUUUAGGUAUACUGUGCUGAGUCAAAUGCUAGUGCAGUCCCAUUAAAUGAAGGUCUAAUAUUUUUGUGUAAGAAAUGCAGAGCACUUGUUACCUGUAGUACAAUGAUUAGUGAACAAUACAGUGAUAAGUAACAGUACAGGGAUCAGUAAACACUACAGUGAUGAGUAAUUGCCCAUUACAAGCUAUUUCUGUUUGAAAAAAACAAAAACAUAUUCUAUCAUCUUUACCAGACUUUAAAGCUCAAGAACUUGAUCUACAGUAAAUACUUGUUUGAAGCAGACUUUUUGGGAAAUAUUUCAGCGGAAUAAGUUAUGCCCUUAUUUUAUAACUGCUAUGAUUGACUGUGUAGAGAGUAUCAAAGUACUUUUAUUGAAUAAUGAAAUCAGAUUCUCAUAUUUUACAUUAUCAUGCCGUGAGUUGAAUCUACUUUUAGAACAGGUGGAGGAACUCUCAUUUUAAUAUUGUAUUGUACCAGCACCUAACCUGCAAACUUGUUAAUUGAUAUUUAAAAUACAUAAGGCAACCUAAAAAUUUCUCUCCAAGAGAUAUUCAUUUAUUUUUUUGAAAAUGUUCAGAAUGGUUAUACUUCAGAUACGCAAAAUGAGUUCCUUUCUUAUACAUUAUACUGUAUGUUAAUUAUUAUAAGUCUUAUACUUUUACUUACACAAUAAUUAUUUGUAAAAUUCUGGAUUAAAAAAUAUAUUUUCUUUAGGUACCCUAACCGUCAUAACGUUAAUUUUAGACCCUUCCGAUUUUGUCGGAAUUAUACGGAAUUUUUACCCCUCGUUUUAACCUUCCGACAAACCCCUUAAAAUUUCAAUUUCCCAAACAUUAUAAUUUUUCACCCAUCAUAAAAAUCUGAAAACGACCAGAACAAAAAAAAAAAUUUAAAUAAAAAGCAGGUAUGACAGGAAGUGUUGCAUUUCAAUGAUGCCACUUCCUUUGUUUUUAUCGAAGCGAACCGCGAUCUCCAUAUCAUUCUUCAUUCAUCAGUUGAUCCAAUUGUUAUUCAUCCUUUUACUAGGCUAAAAAAUAAUUCAGUUGUGUUGUGACUUUUUUUUUGUUAAAGCUUUUCUUAAUUAAAUGGAUAAAUUUGUAAAGAGAUCUGCUUAUAAAGCUUUUCUAGUGACUGAGGUUGAGAGUGCUAGUGCUCCAAACAAAGAAAAAAAGUCAUAUUCAAUGUUUUCAAAAGGAGUAAUCGGAACAACAUUUAUUCCGCCAUCACCCCGUGGUGAAACAUUUGCAUUCUACAACCUGUGUCAGACCCAUGUAUCUAUUGAAAGGGGUGGGUACAAUGAUAUUAUUAAACAUAUUUUAACCAAAAAAAUAUUAAACUGCAGCUAAAAGCAGUGAAUCUACGACAUCCAUGUCUGACUUUUUUCAGGUUAAGCAUACCUUGUUCUUGUAUUUCAUUUACGUGACACAACUUGAAUGCAGUCUAUCAAUUAUUAUCUAAUUUAUUUGCUAAGGAAUCGGACAAUUCAUUCAUCAGAUCGCAAGUUUUAUUUACCACCUUUCUUAUUGAAGGAAAUACUUCUUCAGAAGUAGUUAACUCAACCAGGGGAGCUAAAAAGUGGCACAUGGUGAAAGCCUACUAAAGUCCUGUUAAACCAUUGGUUACAGCUAUGCUUCCUGUGUGCUGCAUUCCUCUUUUGUGCUUGAGAUAUUAGGGUUUGGCGACAUAAAAGAAUCAACAUAACCAAUGAGAAAAUGCUAAGACAAAGAGAGAAUUUGUCGGUUCCACUUCAAAAACAUCGACUUAAUAGGGUUUGCUAGUUAACUGCGGUCGAGUUAAGUGGGUUCGACUGUAUUUAUACCAACUAAAAAUUUUUUUUCAGUCUUGAUGCUGUAGCAUUCCUGGAUUGUGAUGUUGGUCAGUCAGAGCUCUCACCCCCUGCGACUUUAUCCCUUCAUAUUAUCAGACAGCCAAUCUUGGGUUGGUUGAUUAUUCUUGAAUAAUUUUAUAGGUUUUAUUAUCUUUAUAACGUAAUUAAAAUAUCUUGCCAGCAGCUUGUUAAGAUGUUCAUAAUAUUUUGACCAUGAUAAAAUUGCCAUUAUUUUCAAGUUACUUUAAAUUGACUAGAAGGAUGUUGAUGAUUGAUUACUGCUUUAGCGAUUAAUGAUUUAAAAAUAUAAUAAUAGAAUUUAAAGCAAACACUUUAAAAACUAUUUAGUGUUUAUAGACAGUUUUAAAUUAUCCAUGAAAUUAUGUUAGUAACAUUGUCUUGAAAAACUUAAAAUAUAUAUUCUUUUUAAAACUUUAUUUUUUUUACUAAUAUUUUUGUUAAGUAGUUCAAUGAUUUAUAUUAAUAGACAAAAAUUGUCUCUGUGGUAGCUACAGAAAGAAAAGUUAAAAUAAGAAGUUGAUCAUCCUCCUUAUAGCUUUACAUGCUUAUGUCAUGGAAAGCCUACAAUAGGGACACAAUUUAAUAAAAUAUGUUGUGGAAUCAGAAUUGUUUUCAUUAAUUUAUGCAAAUAGUAACUGAAGAUAUUUAAAUUUCCAAUAUUCUUUUGGGUGACCUGUGUGGGACCUUUGCUCUACAGGGCUUGUCGCUUCUUUUUAAUAUUUCUUUCAUGUUCCCCAGAGCCACCUUUCUGUCAUCAGAAACAAGCUGAAAAGUGAGUUAAUUUUCUUAAAAAUUCAAAUGUGACUGAAUGAAAUAGGCUUGUUUCAAAGCAUUUUAUUGAUAACUUGUCAAGUUCAUGAUAAAUCACUGUUAAUGAGUCUAUUUAAAUUAGGUUAGUUAGUUAAAGAUUAAUGGACAUAAUUAUUUUACACUCUACCUCCUUCACAAGUCAAGAUACACUACCCUGUAACAUGUUUGUUGUUUUUUUCCCCACCAUUCUAUAAUUUUCAUUUCAACUGGAACUGUAUAUUUGUGCAUUAAAUGUAUUUCAGGAUGGUAUUCUAUGGAGACACUUCCCCAACCCAGGAUCCAGGCCUAUAUAUUAAGUGCCUGAGACAUGUAUUUGAGACAUACAAAGAGCUUAGCCCGAGUCACCCACUAAUAGUCAACACAAUGGGAUUUCCAGAAGGUAACUUUUUAAAAUAAAUUUUUAAACUACUCUGAAUACAUUUUAAGCACAAGCUAUUGCACAGAUGGACACAUUUGGAAUUAUUUAGGAGCUAAAAGACAGCACACUCUUUGUCAUAAAAUGCUUUUAGUUUAAACUCGAGAGAAUAAAUGCACAAUUUUAGUAUAAUGAAAAAAAUCAGUGAAUUGGAAUUGGAGAAAUAAGAUGAUUUAAUCACAUUAAAAGGUGCAUUGUUGAGUUCAAUCCGUUUUGAAAAGGGUGUAAGUUGUCUUGUUGCAUAAGCUCCAUAUAUUGGCUCUUUUCAUGCAGAAAAUUUUCACUAUUCACUGACAUUGCUUCACCAGAAUACCAAAUGGCGUUAGUUGUACAAAAGGUAGAGAAAAGUUUGAGCCUUCGAUAAGGAAAAUGUUGAGACAUUUUAUUUAGGAAGUGUAACUUGACCACCUUUUAUCUUCAUUUAAAUUAUAAUACCACGUUUGUGUGUGUGUGUGUUUUGUGUGGGGGGGGGGGGGGGAUAAACUUUUUCAAAAGUUUAAGUUUUUUUUUUUUUACAAACUUUAUACAAAUGUUAAGCUUUUUUUUAUUUACCUUAAUCAAAGAGGGCAAUAUUACAUAAUGUGGGUCGCUAGAAAAUAGGAUAUGUGGAAGAGCAAUUUUAGGGAAUAAUAAAGAAUAUUUUGGUAAUUAUGAAAUAAAUUGAAUGUGAGGCAUAGCAUUGUUUUUGGGUGACAAUUUUAAUGUAUUCUGGAAGUACCUUAGCCGUUCUUAAGAUAUAUUAAAUUUAUAAUAUGCCUUUUCAAAAAACACUAUGUGGGUCACAUAGUGAGUGCAUUAAUAAUAAUGUAUUUUUACUUUUGUAUAAGUGCAAGAAUUGAAAAAGGGAAAUGGGGGGGGGGGGUAGAAAAGGUUGAGAAACCCAGCUUUAUAUUUAAAUAAUUAUUUAUUCAUUAAUUGCACAAUGACACAAAUAUAGCACUAUUAUUAGUAAAAGCAUCGGAGUGCAUCAAUGAACAAAUGAGAAGAGAAAAACUCAUAUAAUUAUAAUUUUCAUUUGAGACAUUUUUUCCCUUCAUUGUUGUGAACUUGCUUUGUGUCAUUUACUUCAGUUCAAAUACACAUCUUUAGAAAUUAAUAAGCCUCAUAUUUAUGUAUUGUUUUUCUUCACGUUAACAGCUAUCGGGCUGAUGCUGCUGAUCGAUACAAUGAACAUUGUAGAGCCUGACCUGGUGAUCCAGAUUGAAAGCUUUAGCCAAGUGUUGAACUACCCUGCAAUAACCCAUGACCUUGUGGCCCUAGAUGAAGGAUGGAGCUACAACAAACUUCCAGUACUUGGUCUUUUUCAUCAGCUUUUACUCUCCUUGGCCCAAACUGGCGGCUCAGUCCUAAAAGCAAAAUGUGACUCCACUUGCUGCCAGACAAAGUUCAACCAUGAAAGCCCCUAUGGUCCCAAAACCCUUCUGUAUCUAUUACUUCAAAUAGCCUUUUUUAAGAUUCAGGCUGUUUUUGUCCCACCCAGUUCAGUGUACCCCAUCCUUAUAUUCCCUUUGUAUGUUUGGACCGUUAUCUCUCACUUCAGUGUAGCCGUGAGGAGACCUGAUUGAAUCUACUUGAAAUCUGUUUGUUUUACCUGGCAAGGUAUCAAAUACUAAAGAAGCCGAAGGUAGAAUCAUGUCAGUUGUGAAGUUUGACACAUGAAGAUGUAAUCAAGGAACAAAGCUCAAUUGCUCCUCCUCUUCACCUAAAACCCUGUCCUAAAAAUAAGUAUCUCCCUGACCCUCACAACCUAAAUGCCACAUAAUCCUAGUCCCAAUAUGUGUGAGUAUGUCCUGGUAGCUGACAGGUCAAUGGAAUCAAGAUGGUGGCAGCUGCAUCUUGCUAAUGGAAUCUAAUAAAACAAGUUAACCCUCAUACUUUGCAAGUUAAAUUAGCUAUAAAAGCUCAUCUCAACAACUUGUUUUCGAGGGAUAUUGCUCAUAGGCAACUCAAGCGGAGAAAAUAAUAAAACGUCACCCUGUGAAAAAUACCCAUCACCACCAGCCCCACCUCCUUAUUCCCUUAGGACAGUUCCUAUGUCCACAGAGAAAGCUUUUCAGCCCCUCUUAUUUUGAAAACCCCAAUAAUUGAAUAAACCCCUCACUUGAAGUCCACGUUAUGUAAACCAAACCUGACAAGUUCCAUAAGUUUGACACUUGACCUCCUGUGGUCCUGAAUAUUUCUUUUGUAUGCAUGCUCGCCAAGUCACCAGUCAAGACAUUGCUCAUGACAGUAGUUGCUCCACAAGCUGAGUCACCACAAGUCUUUGAGCCACAUGCAGGUUACCUAUCCCCCUAUUUCCCCAAGUGCUGAUGCACAUUAAAUGCCCAUGUCCCACAUAUCCCAUUACUAAACAGCUCACGUCGGUGGAGGUGUCUCUCAAGGUAGUUAGUCAUUUUCAAAUUUUUACUGCACAUUUUUUUCUCUCAUGAUUUUUUAAAAUAUUUUUUUUUAUGAGUUUAAAAAUUAAUUCUUUUAUUUAACUGUUUGAAUUGAACUAAGUUAACUAUUUUCUAAAAUAAGAACACUUUCUCUUUGAAUAACAAGACCUAUUGCUUGCAUGUGGCUUGGUUUUUAAUACAGUUUUUAUAACUCUGUGCUCACUGUUUUGUCUAGAAUGGCUGCAAAAAAAAAAAAAAAGCAUAAGAAUUUCAUUUUUUAAAAAUAUUAAUUCCACUAUGCUUUUCAUUUUUUUUUUUAAAUCUCACAAUAUUCAUAUUGGGAUAUGUCAUUUGGGACACAGAUAAAAUUUUUAAUAAAGUUUUUAUAACUCUGUGGUCACUGUUUUGUCUAGAAUGGCUGAAAAAAAAAAAAAAAGCAUAAGAAUUUCAUUUUUUAAAAAUAUUAAUUCCACUAUGCUUUUCAUUUUUUUUUUUAAAUCUCACAAUAUUCAUAUUGGGAUAUGUCAUUUGGGACACAGAUAAAUUGAGGAUGGAUGAGUUCAGGUGUAUUAGAGGUGCCUCAGUUGCUAUGUCCAAAACAUCUGUUAGACUUCUAAAAAUUUGACCAGCAAUAUCUAUUGCAAUAUAAAAUGAGUAAAAAAAAGUAGGGUUCAACCUGAAAAAAGGGAAGCAACAAAACAACAAACGUGUUGGCAGAAAGCCGACAAUAUCUAUUGCAGAAUUUUAAUAAUAGUUUUUUUUGUUAUACAUUUAUGAAGUUGCUUUUAUAUGUCAAAUGUUCACUUUUUUUUUCAAAUCCAUAAUAAAAGAAUCAAAGUUAAAACCAUUUUUAAGAUAAAAUAUAAACAUAACUGCGAAUGCAUUCCCUUUUAAACAAAGUGUUUUGAAGUUUGGUUGUUUUGCUCUCAUGGUAUAUUGAUUCAAUAUUUUUAGUGUUGUAUAAGUUCACUAAGACUUGGAAGUCAAAAUUAUAUUCUGCUUUGAUAUUAUAGGAUAAUAUCUUUUCCUUUUUCAGUGGGUUUAACAAUUUCUGUGCAGUUACAUGAUAUUUAUUCUCUAUUAAUCUUGUUUGUCUACUCUGCAAACAAAGCAUUUGUGAAAAUAUUUUUUUUAAUUUCAAAUUUUAAUCUAAUUUUAUUUUUUUUCAAAUUCAGUUUUUAUUUUAAAACUUAUUUAUUUUACCUAACUCACUUUUUAAAGUUGAGUUAACACACACUUUUACAGUCAAUGGGAGAUAACACACUUUUAAUGCCAAUGGGAGAUAACACUCUUUUAAUGCCAGUUUGGGGGAUGCCAGAGCUAAAAUAUCUGAUGUGUGUUUCUGUUGAUUUGUUUAGGUUGAGGAUCCCAGCCAAAAGAUAUCGGAGACCCACGCUCAUAAGCUGCUUCUAUUGUCCACACUUGUCAGCCAACGAAGAGAGUAAGUUUACCUGUUUACCUCAAGGUCUGCAUGGUGUUAGGUUGUAAUCAGUGAAGUAAAUUAGAUUUUUUUUAUCUUUCAGUAAAAAGUGCAGCAAGAAUUGUCUUGUCACAUUGUUAACUAAUUUCAUGCUAAUGUCAAGUCUUAGUGUCUUCCAAUUAUCCCCAAGUCAUACUGUCAUUCUCUGCUAGGUGUCAAUGUAUUUCUAAUAUUAUGUCAUAUUGUCUGCUCUGCUAGAUUUCAAUGUAUAUCUAAUGUUAUCUCAAAUAGAAAUUGUUUAUGUUUUGUUGCCUCUGACUUUCAAGGGGAAAAGCACUAGACCAGCAUAAUUCGCGCAAUUAUUUUAAUAAACCCUAAGCAUUCUUAACCUGUGGCUCUAGUAGCCUUGCUUCAUCUGUUCCUGAGCUCUACUAGAGUGAUGGUUACUAUAUGCUAACUUGAUUCAUCUGUUUCUGAGCUCUACCACAGUGAUAGUUACUAUAUGCUAACUUGAUUCAUCUGUUUCUGAGCUCUUCUACAGUGAUGGUUACUAUAUGCUAACUUGAUUCAUCUGUUUCUGAGCUCUUCUACAGUGAUGGUUACUAUAUGCUAACUUGAUUCAUCUGUUUCUGAGCUCUACUAGAGUGAUGGUUACUAUGUGCUAACUUGAUUCAUCUGUUUCUGAGCGCUACUACAGUGAUGGUUACUAUAUGCUAACUUGAUUCAUCUGUUUCUGAGCUCUACUAGAGUGAUGGUUACUAUAUGCUAACUUGAUUCAUCUGUUUCUGAGCUCUACUACAGUGAUGGUUACUAUAUGCUAACUUGAUUCAUCUGUUUCUGAGCUCUACUACAGUGAUGGUUACUAUAUGCUAACUUGAUUCAUCUGUUUCUGAGCUCUACUACAGUGAUGGUUACUAUAUGCUAACUUGAUUCAUCUGUUUCUGAGCUCUACUACAGUGAUGGUUACUAUAUGCUAACUUGAUUCAUCUGUUUCUGAGCUCUACUACAGUGAUGGUUACUAUAUGCUAACUUGAUUAUUAACUUACCUUUUUUUUAAAAAAAAAAAAAGCUUCAGCUUUAAACUCAAGCCCGUUGAUCUGCGCAACCUUUCUUUGCUGUCUGCCUUGUCCAGUGGACUAGAACGGAGCAUGACCUUGACAUCCUCACCCCCAUUCACAGUUCCAUACAAACUGCUCGGAAUCCAUGUAUGCCACAACAGAGUGGUGCCGGAAGAAAUUCUGAAUGCUAUAGACGCCAGUGUUGUGGCACUGUGUGUUGCUGACCUCUCACUGGUAAAUCUCAACAUUCAGUGUCUGUUUAAUCUGUCACACUUUUAUUUAUUAUGUGAUUUUAGCUCUAAAAAAUAAAAAUAUUGUUUAUCCAUCAUAGACAACGCUAUCUCUUCACUGUUCAAACUUCAGCUUUUGCAGUUAUUGUAUAUUUUGAAUCUGCUCUGCUUCUAGUAAUCAUGGCAAGUUUUAUAAAAAUAAUAUGUCUUAUAUUGCUUUUAGAAUAGACAUUUUUUGUACAAAAAAAAUUUAUGUUGAAAAUUUUAUUUUCAAAUAAGAAAAUGAGGUACCAUAGCUUAUCAGUAAACAAAUACAUUUUAAUUAAAUUAAUUUUUUUUAAAGGCUAUUAAAACUAAUGAUGAGCUGCCGUUGACCUUUGAUGAUAUGCCCAUAUGUUCUUGUCUGGGAUUAGGUAAUUUUUUUUUUUCCUUUCUAUUUUAAAACUUCUUUCUCUUUUAAAAUAUAUAAUAAAAUAAUGAAAGAUAUUUUAAAAUGAACAUAGAAGUUAAAUAGUUAAAAAGGGAAAGUAAGAUAUAGAUAUAAGAAAGAAGGUAAUAACAUUCCUCAUCAAGUUUUUUUUAAAUGUAUGUUCUUAAACUCGAAAAAAUUCUUAUGAAAAUUAGAUGCCUUAAUUUAUUUUAUUUCUCCUCUCUGUCUUGUCACAUAUUUUAAAAAAUCAUUUAAGAUUUUGUUAUAUUUUUAAAAAAAAUAAGCGCAAAAAGCUUCCAUUUAGUGAUCUAGUAACAUAACACCCAGAACCUUACAAAGUUUUAAGGAGCAGUUAAAUGGCAUUUUAAAAACAUUGAGAAAUCUUUUAAAAUUUUGAUUGGCAUUGUUUUAAAACCUUGAAUAUUUGGUAAUCUUUGCUUGUAUGUGUGCGUCUAUCAGGUAUAGUUCGUGGUAUUGACACAGCCAAAGGACUGCUGUAUAUUGUGACACCUCUACCCAAAGUGAGUCUCCGUAAAAUGAACACCAUACUGAAGGGCUCACUUACACUGCCUGAUCAAAUCAUAUUCAAACAGGUCAGCAUAUUUCAUUAUUACUCAUCUCAUUAGGAAAUUAGAUUUUUUUUAUCAUUAAAUUAUCCAUUUGGUUAAAUCUCAUUUAAUAUUAUCUCUUCAAUAAAAUUACCUUUGACCUCAAUGAAAUUUAUCGAGUUGUAAAGAGUGUUUCUUGUGUUCUCCUUAUAGAAUUUGAAGCAAAUGAUUUUGUUGCACUCCCACCAGAAGGAUCAUGUUGCUAAAUUUUAUCAAAAUUUUAUUUUGGUUUGAUCAAAUAUUUAUUUUAUAUUGUAGAAGAGUUCAAGUCCAGUUCCUUAUGUAGAUGCCCUGGCACGAUCAACUGCUGUUGCCUCAGUCAGACCAAGAGCUCGAAUGCCAAGAUUGUCUCUUGGGAAGCAGUGAUUUUUCACAAGGACACCAAUGUGUGUCAAUUAGGGUAUCAAUGAUUGUUCAUUUUAAAUAUUAUUUUAUGAAAAGGUGUGGACAAGGAAAUUCUGUUUCCAACUAAAAAAAGUUUUUUUGUUUGUCUUAUCAGAACUGAAUAAGCUUAUGUUAUUUUCAAAAAUUAAUUUGAUGUUGUCAGUUGUUUUCAUCAAAAAAAGUUAAUAUUAUGUUUUGCAUUUCUCUAAACGUGACAAAUCGUUAAAUGUGUCACAAAUUGUCAAGAAUGCAAGUUAAUUUUUAAUUUUUCUGUAAUAAAAUAAUUUUUAAUUCAUUUAAUUCAUGUCAUUGUUCUCUGCCAUUUCACUGAAAAUAAUAUUUGCUAUAUUAUAUGGUAGUGAAAUUAUUUUGUCCAAUGCAUUUAAUAUAAAUAUAAUAUUUUAGAAAAGACAACUGGGUGUCAAUCAUUAAAUCUACCAAUUUAUAAUUAUUUUUUACAGAAAAAGAAAAAUGUUAGACCUAUAUUGGUAUAACAUGAAAAAUUAAAUUGUUGCUUUAAAAAAAAUUAUUAAAAAAAAUUAUUGUUGAUAAAAAUAUUAUUGAUUUAAAGUGACAAGAAAAAUGGUGGGUGAGUUAUAUAUGCAUAAUAUAGCCCCUACUGUAGUUUAAAUAGUAUCUCCUCAGAUCAGUGGUAUUAUUAGGUUUUAUACUACUUCCGAUAAGAAUACAAAGUAUUGUGUAUUGUAUUGUGAAUAUGUGUUCGGGUUGUGGAUUCUAGUCCUAUGGUCAUCCCUUACCGCCACGACAUAUUUCUUUGGUCCCAUCUUGUUACUGUUGUCAUAAGAGUGUUGGACUGCGAUAAAGCUUUAAAAUAGAUUAAAUAGAUGUGAACAAUUUGUGAAAUAUAACAUAUGUUAAGCUUUAAAAAUAAUUUUACAUAAUACACAAGUAAACAUUUCUAUUUCAGCAUAUGCCUUCAUCAGUAUAACAACAAAAAAUUUAAAUAAGUAUUAAUUAAAUUUACAAAAUAAAUAAAUAUAUAUAUAUAUACGUGUAUCCUACCUAAAAAAAAAAGAGAAAACAAUAGGAGUGGGCACAAAACCCAGACAGAACAAAGUAAAGAAGAAUGGAAAGGAAGUGAUUUGAAAUAAAAUGUUAAAAAAAACAAACGGGAAUAGACUCGGAAGCUACGCAAUCAUAUUUGUGAGAAUAAGUUAAUGUUUAACAGUACAUUACAAAAUUUACUAUUGCCGCUUCACAAAAAUUGAAAUUCCUGAUUGAUCCGCUUAGCAAUGUUAUCACAUCCAAAUCCAACUAAGAUACUAUUAACAGAUUUUUGAAAUGUUCAUCUCAUUGUAAAGGUUUUUUGAGCUGUUGUGUUAAAAGAAAAUAUUGUAUGUGGGGAGAAUGGUUGCAGCUAAUAUUGUAUACAGGGAGAACGGUACUGCUAAUGUCUUAUGCGGGACAAUAGUACAGCUAAUAUUGUAUGUGGGAGGAAUCUACAGCUAAUAUUGAAUAUUGUACGUGGGGAGAAUGGGUACAGCUAAUAUUGCAUGUUGGCAGUAUGGGUACAGACUAACAUAUUUAGCAAGUAAAGGAGAUUUGUGUUCAUCCAAAGAUGGACUAGCUGUAAUUCCUGCCAAGUUUAUAGUUAGAUUUUGUUACAGAGAUAAACAAACCAUGACAGUUAGGUGAUGAAGCAAAUGGUUUAAGCCUAUAGAAUUCAGACUUAACUUUAAAUGAAAUCUUGCUGACAAUUAUUCCCAAUUAGGAAAAAUGCUGACUUUGCAGGAUAGGAGUAAUAGAAGAAAAUCAAACUGAAAUUUUGAAGUAAAUUAUGUUUAACUGCUUACUUAUUUAACCAUGUUAAAUAUUGUACAUUAUUUUCUUGUAUAUUUUUAACUUUUGAUGUUUACCAACUUUUACAUUUUUUCUUUCUCAAAGAUGUCAGUAACUGUAUUGAAUAUAGGUCAUCACUGAGCCAAUAUCAUUAUCGGUUUCCAUGUUAAAAUUUCUUUAAAUUUGAACUGACAUAUUUGAAGUAAACUUGUCUCAUACUAUCUCAUAUAGUUUUAGUUCAUGCUUUUUUUUCCUAUCUAAAUCUCAUCUCUCCGUUGUGCACAUCAAGAAGGCUAUAUUGGAGAUAUUUGAUAUCAAAGUUGAAUAAGAUUUGAAAGCAAGUUUUUGUGAUAUAAGAAUACUGUUAAAAAAAUAUGUGUGUGUUGACUGAUGUAAUGAGUGGACAGAGUCAACCUUUCAUUUGUAGUUUUCCUAGAAAAUAGUGGAUGGAUACAUUCUUAUGUAAAUCACAAAAAGGAACUGAUGCGUUGUGUUCAGUAGAUUGGUUGUGAUCUAUGAUGGAAAUUUAAUAAUUGUUCCAUUUUAAUUCAAGAGUACUCUUGGACUCAAAGUAUUUGCUAGCAUGGUCACUUUUAUAAUAAUAUAUAAUUUUUGUGUACUCAGACAGCAUGCUGAUGCUGAUAGUAAUCCCUUGUUAUGAAUGGGACUGCAGGUUGAAACAAACUGUGUUUAAAACAUGACUCGAAAACUAAAAUAGCAUACAAUGUUGUACCUCUAGUACAGGUACAGGG